AAGCAGCGCAAUCAGCAUAUUCGUUAUCUUUUGUGAGUGGACUUCUAUCAAGAGCAGAGCGAACACGGAAAAUAGACUCAAACGAAGCAUGAAAGUCUUAAUACUAUUUCCUUUUAUUGUUUUCUUUGGCGGAGGUUUCGCACAAACGCAGAGUUGUGUCAAUAAGGUGGCGAUCCCACAAUGCCUUCCGGCCCUAGCCAACUACCUUCAGUCCCAGGCUUCACUCCUACAAAACUUGAGUCAAGAACUUCAAACUGCUAAACAGGAAACUGAAAAGGUGAAGGCGUCUCUAGGACAGUGGCCCGCGGGCAGCUACUGUAUUCUGGCCAGCGGUGGAUGUCCAAAAGGCUUCACUAAGAAGUCAGGGCACAUGCGGGCUCUGAACAUGUACAGCCACACUCCAACCUACAUUCAACCGGUUCACUUUGGAAGCAGCAGAAUCACUUGCCAUGGUAAAUGCGGACAGUAUGGAAACUGGGUUGGGGAUUUGUAUAUCUCAGCUUGUUGCAAGUAGAUAUCCCGACUAAACAACCAGUUAUUUGAGAAUAUCGUUGGAAAACGAAAAAAUAAAAUAAAAUAAAAUGAAUAAUGAUUAAACAGGGGACCUAACAAGAGCGUAUGAUUAAAAUAAAACACGAAUAAAACAUGAAAGUGUAA
Actinia tenebrosa (Australian red waratah sea anemone) is the source of this 657-nucleotide messenger RNA. RefSeq lists its product as uncharacterized. The record is from RefSeq and is a predicted model, not a curated record. NCBI's taxonomy places the organism in Eukaryota, Metazoa, Cnidaria, Anthozoa, Actiniaria, Actiniidae.